Naegleria lovaniensis is the source of this 327-nucleotide messenger RNA. RefSeq lists its product as uncharacterized. Lineage: Eukaryota; Heterolobosea; Eutetramitea; Acrasida; Naegleriidae. Bases 1 to 327 code for a protein of 108 amino acids. The record is from RefSeq and is a predicted model, not a curated record. The transcript has a single exon.
AUGCCGAGUAUCAAGAAAGCAAAACGAGCAAGCAAAGCAGAGGAGUCCUAUUAUUCCUCUCCAAUGACAGAAAGUAAUAUCGAUGCACUGUUGCAAUAUGUUGCUGCAAAGAAGAAUGUUGGAAUGAAAGUUACUACGGCCAUUAAAUUGUUUGCACAAGAAUAUAAUUUCGACCCAAAUCAUGCUAGAAGCUCUUUUUAUGCAAAGGUGAAAUCAUUUAAAGAACAAUCGGGAUUAUCAACAAUGAACGUUUUUCCUGAUGAUGUGUCUAGAAUGAAUGAUGAUUUAUUGUCUGCGAUCAGAUUUGAAACGAAACAAGUAGAAUAA